Chanos chanos (milkfish) is the source of this 578-nucleotide messenger RNA. It is a transcript of the gene crip1, whose product is annotated as cysteine-rich protein 1. The transcript is spliced from 5 exons. Gene Ontology annotation, biological process: intrinsic apoptotic signaling pathway in response to DNA damage; regulation of gene expression. NCBI's taxonomy places the organism in Eukaryota, Metazoa, Chordata, Actinopteri, Gonorynchiformes, Chanidae. Gene Ontology annotation, molecular function: zinc ion binding. Bases 103 to 336 code for a protein of 77 amino acids. The record is from RefSeq and is a predicted model, not a curated record.
UGGUUAUUGGCAGGUGGGCCGUGGCAAAACUGCUUCUCAUCUCACAACAUUACAUUAGGAGCCGGGAUUUUCUCUCUUCGGGAACACUACUAAACUUCCAACAUGCCUAAGUGCCCAAAGUGCAGCAAGGAAGUGUACUUUGCCGAGAGGGUGACAUCACUAGGGAAGGACUGGCAUAGACCCUGUCUGAAGUGUGAGAAGUGUAAUAAGACUCUGUCAGCAGGCUCACAUGCAGAGCAUGAGGGGAAGCCGUACUGUAAUAACCCUUGCUACGCUGCACUCUUUGGACCCAAAGGUUUCGGGCGUGGUGGUACCGAGAGCCACACAUACAAAUAGUCUGACACAAGUUUAAUCCCUCACUAAACACACGUUUACUGAGGAGAGAAGACAACCUUUUUUGACUGCCAUAUUAUGUAAUUUGUUAUACCAAAAAAGAAGAAGAUGAACCAGCAACCAAGUGUAUGUUUUGAAAAUAUCAACUUGUAUUAUUGCCGCUGUUAAUGUUAUUUUGGGGAAAGUAGCUUAACUUAGCACAUGUCAUGAAUGGUUUUUAAGCAAUGUUAAAAAUUUAUGCAGUA